AUGACUUCAGUUUCAUCCCAAUUGGUCUUAGUCCUCAUUUCACUGCUUCUGGUGUUGCCUGUUGUGGAAGCAGUGGAAGCUGUAGAUCCAACUGCUCUCUUGUUAGGUGUGGUUCUCAGUCUUACAGGCAUUUGUGGUUGCUUGAGGGUAUAUGCACGGAAGAGAAAUGGACAGACGUGA
Molecule: messenger RNA, 180 nt
Organism: Lemur catta (Ring-tailed lemur)
Lineage: Eukaryota; Metazoa; Chordata; Mammalia; Primates; Lemuridae
Product: small integral membrane protein 30-like
Exons: 1
Coding region: 1-180 (59 amino acids)
Source: RefSeq, a predicted model, not a curated record